Molecule: messenger RNA, 447 nt
Organism: Plasmodium gallinaceum
Lineage: Eukaryota; Apicomplexa; Aconoidasida; Haemosporida; Plasmodiidae
Product: 60S ribosomal protein L27a, putative
Exons: 2
Coding region: 1-447 (148 amino acids)
Biological process (GO): translation
Cellular component (GO): cytosolic large ribosomal subunit; ribosome
Molecular function (GO): structural constituent of ribosome
Source: RefSeq, a predicted model, not a curated record
AUGGCAACAAGAUUUAAGAAGAAUAGAAAGAAGAGAGGACAUGUAUCAGCUGGUCAUGGUCGUGUAGGAAAACACAGAAAACAUCCUGGAGGAAGAGGAAAAGCUGGUGGUUUGCAUCACAUGAGAAUAAAUUUUGAUAAAUAUCAUCCAGGAUAUUUUGGAAAAGUUGGUAUGAGGCAUUUUAACUUGUUGAAGAAUCGUAAAUAUUGCCCAACUAUAAAUGUUGAUAAAUUAUGGGGAUUAUUACCAGAAGAAAAAAAAAAAGAAUUUUGUGAUAAUAAAAAUGUUGCUCCAGUAAUAGAUGUAACAAGAAAAGGUUACUUUAAGGUUUUAGGAAAUGGUAAGCUAAAACACAAUCAACCAAUAGUAGUUAAAGCUAGAUACUUUUCUUCCUUAGCAGAAAAAAAAAUAAAAGCAGUUGGAGGACAAUGUAUAUUAGUUGCUUGA